Molecule: messenger RNA, 1815 nt
Organism: Solea senegalensis (Senegalese sole)
Lineage: Eukaryota; Metazoa; Chordata; Actinopteri; Pleuronectiformes; Soleidae
Gene: psmd3
Product: proteasome 26S subunit, non-ATPase 3
Exons: 13
Coding region: 87-1655 (522 amino acids)
Biological process (GO): regulation of protein catabolic process; ubiquitin-dependent protein catabolic process
Cellular component (GO): proteasome complex; proteasome regulatory particle, lid subcomplex
Molecular function (GO): enzyme regulator activity; protein binding
Source: RefSeq, a predicted model, not a curated record
UUGAUCUUCUAGUGCUGCCUGCCGUAUCCCACAAUGCUCUGCGCCACAACACUUGCCAGUCAUUGUGACGUUUUUUUCUGAGAACCAUGAAAGAAUCAGCCGCAAAGCGGCGCGACAAGGCGGGAGGCCGCGACCGGGAAUCCAAAGCCGAGAAGCCGAAAGAGACGAAGGAGCUAAAAGAGCCGGGCCCGGAGCUCCAGGACGUGGACAUGCCGGAGGAGGAGGUGGCGAAACAGCCGAAAGAGCAGGACAGCCUCACUCUGGAGGACAUUAGGGAGCAUGUGAAGCAGAUAGAAAAGGCCGUGUCUGGGAAGGAGCCUCGGUUUGUGCUCCGUGCCCUCCGAGCGUUGCCGUCUACCAGCCGCCGCCUUAACACCAACGUGCUACACAAGGCCAUCUGUGGGUUCUUCACCAGCAACGCCACCACCAGAGACUUCCUGCUGGGUUUCCUUGAGGAGCCCAUGGACUUGACCGAUGGAGACGUGCAGUUUCGUCCAAGGACCGGAAAAGCGGCGUCUGCUCCUCUGCUGCCGGAGGUAGAGGCGUAUCUGCAGCUGCUGCUGGUGGUUCAUCUGACCAACAACAAGAGAUACACUGAGGCUCAGAAAGUGUCGGACGACCUGCUGCAGAAGAUCGGCUCAAAGAACCGCAGAGCUCUGGAUCUGGUGGCUGCCAAGUGUUAUUAUUACCACGCAAGAGUUUACGAGUUCCUCCUGCAGUUUGACAUCAUACGCAGUUUCCUGCACACUCGCCUGCGCACGGCGACGCUGCGUCACGAUGCUGACGGUCAGGCUGUCCUCCUGAACCUGCUGCUGAGAAACUACCUGCACUUCAACCUUUACGACCAGGCCGAGAAGUUAGUGUCCAAGUCUGUGUUCCCUGAGCUCGCCAACAACAACGAGUGGGCCAGAUACCUGUACUACACUGGACGUAUUAAGGCAAUCCAGCUGGAAUACUCUGAGGCUCGCAGGACUCUGACCAACGCUCUGAGGAAAGCUCCACAGCACACAGCAGUGGGCUUCAAACAGACGGUCCACAAGCUGCUGAUCGUGGUGGAGCUGUUGUUGGGAGAGAUUCCUGAUCGACUUCAGUUCAGGCAGCCGUCACUCAAGAGGUCACUGAUGCCCUACUUCCUGCUCACACAAGCGGUGAGAACCGGUAACCUGGCCAAGUUUAACCAGGUGUUGGAGCAGUUUGGUGAGAAGUUUCAGACAGACGGGACGUACACACUCAUCAUCCGCCUGAGACACAAUGUCAUCAAGACAGGUGUGCGUAUGAUUAGCCUGUCGUAUUCUCGUAUCUCUCUGGCCGACAUUGCUCUCAAGCUACAGCUCGACAGUCCUGAAGAUGCAGAGUUCAUUGUUGCCAAGGCGAUCCGUGAUGGUGUCAUUGAGGCGAGCAUCAACCAUGACAAAGGUUUUGUCCAAUCAAAAGAGACCAUUGACAUAUACGGCACCAGAGAACCACAGCUUGCUUUUCACCAGAGGAUUUCUUUCUGUCUGGAUAUUCACAACAUGUCUGUGAAGGCCAUGAGGUUUCCCCCUAAAGCUUACAACAAAGACCUGGAGUCAGCUGAGGAGCGUCGGGAACGUGAGCAGCAGGAUCUGGAAUUUGCUAAAGAAAUGGCUGAAGAUGAUGACGACAGUUUUCCAUGAGCUGUGCAUACUUCCUGUACAUACAGGAAGUAGGUGUGUGUGCAUGUUGCACGCUGGUGUUAGUAGUAGUCAUUUAUUACCCAUGAUGCCCCCCCUCACUCUCUGUCUCUCCUGUAUAAGCCCUAUGUUCUGAGACAAAUAAAAAUUCUUUGUUUACAAA